AUUUUUGGGCAGCCCGGCUGCCCCUAAAGCUCCAGGGAGGAGGAGGCCUCUCCACAGCACAGAGAGGACGCCGUCGCCCCGGCUCUCCCACAGCCCUCGGGUCGGCCUCGAACGGCGUGUCAGCCUGAGGAGAAGCAGUCGCAGGGAGCGGGCCUGGUUUCUCCUGCCCCUGCAGAGGGGCUCUCACGACUCGGAGGAGCGGGUCGCCUGCCCGGACUCUGCGGGACGGCUGCCCCCAGACCCAAGGCGGAAGGCGGCGCUGCGUGCACCGGGGCGGCUCCCGCGGAGGUGGCCGCUCCGCGACGCCCGGCAACCCGUGGGGCGGCCUCACUUCUUCACAGGCGGAGAGCAGGCGAGCUCCCGCCGUGCAGGGGUGCCGCAGAGCCACCCCGCGUCUCCUGCACGCAGUGCCUCCGGGAGCCGCCGGCCCCUGCCGCCCGCCUGCCAAGAUGGAGCAAACAUGUGAUGAUAUAGAUGAAAUGUUCAGCAAUUUACUUGGGGAGAUGGACAUGCUGGCCCAGAGUUUAGGAGUGGAGACUGUACAACCUCCAUCCUCCAAAGUGUCCAACAAUGAAUUUAGCUUUACAGUUGGUUUUAAAGAUUUAAACGAAUCUCUAAGUGCCCUAGAGGACAAAGACCUGGAUGCUCUAAUGGCUGAUCUUGUAGCAGACAUAAAUGAUGUUGAACAGAGAACUUUACAAGCCCAGAAAACUUCUUCUGCCAACCAGCAAAGUAUGGUCACUCAGCCUUCAACAGCCUUGGAUAGCGACAUUUGUUCUAAAUCAAGUCCCUAUGUUACCAUUACUGGACGGUUUGGGGAUGACUUGCCCCCUCCACCUCCAGACCCUGAUUCAGACCUACCACCACCGCCGCCGCCUCCUCCUCCUGAGCCACUCACCCAGGAAGAGCGAGAGGCACAGGCGAAAGCUGACAAGAUUAAACUUGCAUUGGAGAAACUGAAGGAAGCCAAAGUUAAAAAGCUUGUUGUCAAGGUGCACAUGUACGAUAACAGCACAAAGUCACUAAUGGUGGAUGAGCGUCAGGUGACACGGGAUGUUUUAGACAAUCUCUUUGAGAAAACGCAUUGUGACUGCAACGUUGACUGGUGUCUGUAUGAAAUGUACCCAGAGCUGCAAAUUGAAAGGUUUUUUGAAGACCAUGAAAAUGUUGUUGAAGUGUUAUCAGACUGGACUCGAGACACUGAGAAUAAGAUUCUGUUUUUGGAAAAAAGUGAAAAAUAUGCUUUAUUUAAAAAUCCCCAGAAUUUCUACCUGGCAAACAAAGGGAAGAAUGAAAGCAAAGAAAUGAAUGAUAAAAACAAAGAGGCUUUACUGGAGGAAAGCUUCUGCGGGACAUCUGUCAUUGUGCCAGAGCUUGAAGGGGCCCUUUAUUUAAAAGAAGAUGGGAAAAAGUCCUGGAAGAGGCGUUAUUUUCUUUUACGAGCUUCUGGAAUUUAUUAUGUACCCAAAGGAAAAACCAAGACAUCACGGGAUCUGGCAUGCUUCAUUCAGUUUGAGAAUAUGAACGUUUAUUACGGUUCUCAACACAAAGUGAAAUAUAAGGCACCUACAGAUCACUGCUUUGUCUUAAAGCACCCCCAGAUUCAAAAGGAGUCACAAUAUAUCAAGUACUUAUGCUGCGAUGAUCAAGCAACCCUGCAUCAGUGGGUAACAGGAAUAAGAAUUGCCAAGUAUGGCAAGACGCUAUAUGAUAAUUACAAAUGUGCAGUGAAGAAAGCUGGCUUGUCCUCUCGGUGGGCAAAUCAAGGGACGGUGGAACCAGCUGCCCCUGCCGGAUCCUUACCAGCAGGUGCUGUUCAGUCAAAUGGACAGAUUCCCCAAAUUGUUCGUCAUUCCAGUGCAGAAUUUCCAGAGAGUCAGAAGAAAGUGGACACAUCAGAGGUACAGGCUAAGUCAGACAACAUCAAUGUGCCUGGCCUGGCACAGUCAGUGAUGAGGUCACAGAGAUACCAGAGUAAGAGGAACUCACUGCAGCCUCCUCCCCCACCUGAAAGGCGGUCAUCUGCUAUUUCUGUUUCACCAAUUCUACCCUCCAAAGUCAAACGAGACAGCGGCGUUUUCCUAACAGAUCCAGACAGCUUUCCAGCACCGCCACCUGCACUGAAGAUUGAUUUUCCAAUACCACCGUCUGAUUUCUGCGAACCUCCUCCUGAUUUUGUGCCUCCACCACCACCAGCCUCCAGCAGCGGUAAUGGAGACCUGCCAUUACCCCCUCCACCUCUGCCUGUUGCCAGUAAGCCACCACCUCUGACAAAGAAACCUGUGCCACUUCCUUCAACAAGGCUAGAAAACACAGGACAAGCUGGAGAGCCACGGUCAGCUGGGCCACCUCCCAUUGGGGGUGGAGGCAGGCAAGCAGAUUUCAUGUCCGACCUGAUGAAAGCUCUUGAGAAGAAAAGGGGCAGCAGCUCCUGAACUCUGGGAGCAGGUGGACUUCAAGCCAUAGCUGGUUUUGUGAGGCAUCAUGGAAGGUCGUGCUGGAUCAGGCUCCUCCAGGAGGAAUUCUCCUUCGGAGUUCCUCCUGGGGGUCUCAAGAAGUAAGGUGGGGUGCCCUCUGUCCCUUACUUUGUCCCUAUAACCUGCUCCUUCCCCCCCCGCCAUUAACUACCAUUCCAGCAUCAGGCUGGGGUAAGAAUUGGCUGUAGAGUCUUGCUUCAACCCAUCAGGACAGCCAGGGAUGGUGGAGCAGCACUCUCAGAGCCAGCCAGCAAGUGAAAUGCAUCUUCUGUGGCUGCCUCGCUAGUAGAAUUGGAGCUGAAGGAAAAAAAUACAACAAUGUUCUCGUGUGAAUUUUGAGAAGUGGGAAGAGCCCUUUUCAAAGAAUUCCCCUUAAAGGUUCUUUAUCAGAAACCCCCAAUUGUGUGGGGGUUUUUUUUCAAUAAAAGGACCCCAGUCUUUUUCAAAAAUAGUUUUGUCUUAAAAAGUAAAACCUCAGCUAGAUUAUUCUGAGGUGCAAGGCAGGACCAGGGCCAUUUCCAGACAGUGUCACCCCAAAUGUCAUACACUCCUGCUUCCACAUGCAACUCCAGCCAUUCCUGUCAGCGCUCACCAUUGCUGCCUUUAAUUCUCGUUUAUUUGGUUAAUCUUAGACAAAGAAAAAUUUUUAUUUCCAAAUCCUGUAUGCUUCCCUUGGCAAGCAGGGAUUUUUUUUCCUGUCAGUUAACACUUGUCUUCAAACUGCACCUAGAAAUAGUCUGUCUUCCGAAAGACUUUGUAAUUGUCUUCUACUUGAUACAAAUGUCUCCUCCUACAUUUUUUUUAAUUUGUUCUCCCAUUUUAAUUCUCCGUUGUUCAUUUAGGCAGCAUUCAUUAUUAGUUCUCAAAUAAAAAUAGCUUCUAUUUUAUAUCUGCACAAAGUGUCAGAGUUAAUGAACAGGCAUUUUACUGGCAAUUGGUACCACUCCAAUUAUUUUAAAGUUUUUGCCUAUACCUUCUAGUCUUUAGUUUUAUUUCUUCCAGUCUUUGCCUCGUCAUGCACACGAUCUUCUAAGAUAUCAUAAAUAAUAUAUUCCUGUAUCUUGCAAUACAAAAAGCAUAAAAAGUGAAGUGUGUGGACUAAAUAAACAAAUACCUAAAAGCAGCUGACAGAGCCGGGGGUGAGCGCUGCUGUUUGUCAAAAUGGAGUCCUGGGUCAGCAGUAAUGGUGGGAGGCAAAGGAAUGAUGCGCCACAGCCUGGGAAAGUUUUGGGUCAUCUCUACCCUUAUUUUUGGCUUAAGGUUGGUUUGUCAAUAUCCACAUACCUGCGUAACAGCCUGGCAGAAAUAUGAAGGUUAUAACCAUGUCUUUAUAAUAAAGUGCCUUUCCUUUUGAAA
Messenger RNA from Grus americana (Whooping crane), 3833 nucleotides. RefSeq names its product amyloid beta precursor protein binding family B member 1 interacting protein (gene APBB1IP). Gene Ontology annotation, cellular component: plasma membrane; cytosol. Bases 450 to 2435 code for a protein of 661 amino acids. NCBI's taxonomy places the organism in Eukaryota, Metazoa, Chordata, Aves, Gruiformes, Gruidae. The transcript has 14 exons. Gene Ontology annotation, biological process: signal transduction. The record is from RefSeq and is a predicted model, not a curated record.